Molecule: messenger RNA, 1820 nt
Organism: Amphimedon queenslandica
Lineage: Eukaryota; Metazoa; Porifera; Demospongiae; Haplosclerida; Niphatidae
Exons: 6
Coding region: 43-1704 (553 amino acids)
Biological process (GO): base-excision repair; single strand break repair
Cellular component (GO): nucleus
Molecular function (GO): damaged DNA binding
Source: RefSeq, a predicted model, not a curated record
GGCUCUAAUAAUUAGGCGCAAUUUGGCGGGAAGUGUUUGGCAAUGCCUGCCAUUCCAUUGAAAAAGAUUCUCUCUGUUUCUUCAGAAGAUAAAGUUCACAAAGCUGCUAAUCUUCUUUUACCGGCUGCUAGCCUUCACUGGCUCAGCUCACCAGAGAAUCAGUCAAAAUGCUCAACUGUUGAAGUUGAAAUGGCAAAAAACAGCAAAAUAGGCCAGAUUGAGAUAGGUAAUUUAGGAUCAGCUUUUGUUGAAGUGUUAGUUCGUGAAAGUGAAUCUGGUGGAGACUUUGUUUCAUUGCUGCCUCAAUCAAUGUUAAUGACAGCAGAGGAGAGUAAAAGUGGCCGGAAUCAGACAAGAACUAAAGUAUUUGGUCAAGAUCGUUUAUCUAAAGCUGCUACUGAUAAAAAAUGGCGUUACAUUAAAAUCCAAUGUCUUCAGCCUUACGUUCCUCAAAAACCUUAUGGUCUUCGCUACAUCAAACUAUUUCAAACCAGCCAGAGCCUCCAGGGAUCUGAGACAGGAUCUCCUUCUCUUUCUGGAAGGUCUCCGUUAAACAGCUUAUUUUCUCCGAUUAAAAACCUUCAGAAAUUCAAUACCCCACAACAUUUGAGAACCAACUCAAUGUCAAGUCCUCAGAGUCUUUCGAAAAGAGGCUCAACUUCUGCUCCUCUUCCUCCUCUUCGUACUCCAAAAUUACCAGGACUGAGUGUCCGGGGGAGAGGGGAUUUUGCCAGCGACGAUGGGAGUGCCACGCCCAAGAGACCAAGAAAGGAGCGGGCACCGUUGGAGGAGGACAGUCAAGAGUUUGAGUUUGCCGGGUUAGAGAACCAGUCCAGGUUGUUAAAGAGUACUUUAAAAGGUAACAAUAAGGAACUGAUGGACGCUAACCCAAUAUUGUCUCGUAUUGCAAGUGCUAAGAAAGAGAGCAAAGAGAAAGAGGAGGAGGAAGAGGUGGGUGGAGCUUCUUAUGUUCGUCGUAGACUCUUGACUAAAGAGCUUAAUAAUAUUGAUAACAGUGGAGUUGAUUUUAUAUCGAGUUAUGAUGACAAGGUGGCCAGCUUGGAGAGGUCUAAGACUUCAAGGCUUUAUACUCACAUGAAGCUUAGCAAUUUAGAUGAUUCCAGUGAGAUUGGUGAAGAAUCCUGCAUUGAUCGAAGCAGGUGGAACAAAAGACGAAGUCGAAGAGACAAACAAAAACCGUCAGAUACUGUGAAAGGAUGGAUCAAGAGAAGAGGAAGAGGGAGAAGGUUAGGAUCACUACCUCGUUUUGCUCCAAUAGAAAUGUCCGACAUUCCUUUACUGCUGGAGACAAAGCAGUCGAAACUGUUGGAUUUUUUUGGCGGUAAAGUCUCGAGAGAUGAAGAUGGAGAAGACACAGAUAGUGAUGCUACCAUUGAGUAUAAUGGUGGUGAAAAUGAUGAUGAUGAUGAUGAUGAUGAUGAUGAUGAUGAUGAUGAUGAUGAUGAUGAUGGAAAGAUUGUAGAAGACAAGACUGAGGAUCUUAGUUCAAUCCAAUCGUGUCCAAUAUGCAAUGAACCAGUUCCUCUUUAUGCGCUGGAGCUACAUGCUAGUCAAUGUGCCGAGAAAAACUAUGACAGUCCUUCUAAUAAUAGAUCAGUGGCUGAAAGACAUGUUACUAUUAAUAGCAGUCAUUACGGUGUUACUAAAAAUAGAUCGAAACCUGGGAUAAUCUACAUUGACUGAUGAUGGUGAAGAUCUGUGUACAAUAAUGUUAAGACAUGUCACUGAAUAAUUUUUGCAUUAUUAUGUUAAUUCUCAAAAUUGUUUUUUUUGCUUUAAAAAUCAAUCAGAAAAUCUCA